This is a messenger RNA of Vigna radiata var. radiata (mung bean), 4620 nucleotides long. Its product is annotated as clustered mitochondria protein. Lineage: Eukaryota; Viridiplantae; Streptophyta; Magnoliopsida; Fabales; Fabaceae. Gene Ontology annotation, biological process: organelle organization. The record is from RefSeq and is a predicted model, not a curated record. Gene Ontology annotation, molecular function: protein binding. Gene Ontology annotation, cellular component: cytoplasm. The coding region runs from base 230 to 4177 and encodes 1315 amino acids. The transcript has 24 exons.
UAUUACUCAUUCAUUUUGCACUGUUUCUCUCUCACAAGGAAGAAGCCGCCUCAGCCACUGCUUCUUGGUUUCUCUCGCUCUACCAAACCUCAAAAACCUUUUCUUUUCAAAACCUUCUAAAACCCUUUUUUUCUUUUCUUAUUUCUAUGCAACAUCUUAACUAAUUGGCAUUUCACGUUUAAUUGUUUCGGCUCACUGGUAACACGCCUUCUUUCAUCUGAAAGAGGAAAUGGCUGGAAAAUCAAGCAAGGGGAGGAACAAAAAAGGGUCUCAACAUGCUUCUAGUACUUCAGAACCAGCAGUCCAUUCUGAUUUUCCUGUGAAGAAUAACCUGGAAGGCACUUCAGAAUCUGCAAAAGCUGAUGUGGCUGAAGCUGAAGCAAUUGUUGAUUCUGUUGGUGCCAAUCCAGAGUUGAAAGAACAUGAAACAACAACUGAAGGGAGCCAACAAAAGCAAGGUGAUCUUCAACUUUACCCUGUUUCUGUUAAAACACAAACUGGGGAGAAACUUGAGCUUCAGUUGAAUCCUGGAGAUUCUGUUAUGGAUGUACGACAGUUCCUCCUUGAUGCUCCUGAGACGUGUUUUAUCACAUGCUAUGAUUUACUGUUGCAUACCAAGGAUGCAUCAACUCAUCACCUGGAAGAUUAUAAUGAAAUUUCUGAAGUAGCUGAUAUUACUACUGGUGGUUGCUCCUUGGAAAUGGUCCCAGCAUUUUAUGAUGAUCGAUCUAUAAGGGCCCAUGUUCACCGUUCAAGGGAGUUGCUUUCCCUUUCUAAUCUCCAUGCUUCACUAUCAACAUCGCUUGCCCUACAGAAUGAGAUAGCACAAAAUAAAGCUGCAAAUUCUGCAGAUACCUUGAAACCUGAAGUUCCUGAGCUCGAUGGACUUGGUUAUAUGGAGGACAUCUCUGGUUCAUUGGGUAAUUUGUUAUCUUCCCCAUUGAAGGAUAUUAAAUGCGUAGAGAGCAUAGUGUUUUCAUCCUUCAACCCUCCUCCGAGCUAUAGAAGGCUUCUUGGAGAUUUGAUUUAUUUGGAUGUGAUCACUCUUGAGGGUAAUAAAUUUUGUAUUACGGGAAGUACAAAAAUGUUUUAUGUCAACUCGAGCUCAGCAAACACUCUUGACCCAAGGCAAAGUAAAGCUACUUUUGAAGCAACAAAUCUUGUUGCUCUCUUACAAAAGAUUAGCCCUAAGUUCAAAAAAGCUUUCCGGGAAGUACUGGAGGGUAGAGCAGCUGCCCAUCCUUUUGAAAAUGUGCAAUCUUUGUUGCCACCUAAUUCUUGGCUUGGGUUAUACCCUGUUCCUGACCACAGACGUGAUGCAGCCCGGGCUGAGAAUGCUUUGACUCUUCUUUAUGGCAAUGAGCCAAUUGGCAUGCAAAGAGACUGGAAUGAAGAGCUGCAGUCCUGUAGAGAAUUUCCUCGUACAACCGCACAGGAGAGGAUUUUGCGGGAUAGGGCACUUUAUAAAGUGACAUCAGACUUUGUUGAUGCAGCUAUUAAUGGUGCAGUUGGAGUGAUCAGUGGCUGCAUUCCUCCAAUAAACCCAACUGACCCUGAAUGUUUUCACAUGUAUGUACACAACAAUAUAUUCUUUAGUUUUGCUAUUGAUGCUGACCUUGAGAAGCUAUCAAAGAAAUGUGUGGAUUCUAAUUCAAAAACUUGGAGCUCUGGCACUUUGCAAAGUUCUUCUGAUAAAGCUUCCAUCCCACUUCAUGGAGAAACUCAGGUUCCUAAUGGAGGAAAAGAUAUUGGUUCAAGUUCAGNUGAUCUUAAUGGCACAGAAACCACUCAAGAUGCUUCUCCAGAAGCUCAGCUGGCUGAGAAUGAGCANGCCACGUAUGCUUCUGCAAACAAUGAUUUGAAGGGAACAAAGGCUUACCAAGAAGCCGAUGUUGCUGGACUUUAUAAUCUUGCUAUGGCUAUAAUUGACUACAGGGGGCAUAGAGUGGUAGCUCAGAGUGUAUUACCGGGCAUUCUUCAAGGGGACAAGUCAGACUCUCUCUUGUAUGGCUCUGUCGACAAUGGAAAGAAAAUUUGCUGGAGUGAAGAUUUUCAUUCUAAGGUGUCAGAGGCUGCCAAACGCCUUCAUUUGAAGGAACAUUCAGUCCUUGACGGAUCUGGAAAUGUUUUCAAAUUAGCUGCACCUGUGGAGUGCAAGGGCAUCGUUGGUGGUGAUGACCGACACUACCUUCUUGANUUGUUGAGGGUAACUCCUCGUGAUGCCAACUAUACUGGGCCUGGUUCUCGAUUUUGUAUCUUGAGGCCGGAAUUAAUUACUGCCUUUUGCCAGGCCCAAGUAGCGGAGGCAUUGAAACCUACCAAGGUGAAUUCUGAAGAGNCUGACAAUUUGGUCACUGAUUCCGGAAAGGCAACUGAUUCUGACCAGCUGGUAAAUGAUUCCCAAGCAGCUGUUGAUUCUGAUCAGCUGGUGAAUGAUUCCCCAAAUGCUGCUGAUGCUGACACACUGGUGAACCAUUCCCAAAAUAUUGCAGAUGCUUACAAGCCAGAUUCAAUAGACGAAAAAAAAACUGAGGAUGUAAAAGAAUUUGCUUCUNUGACUGCCAAAGCCUCUGACGGUAGUGAGGAUAUUGUUUUUAAUCCUAACGUCUUCACUGAAUUCAAACUUGCUGGGAGCCCAGAGGAAAUAGCAGCUGAUGAAGAUAAUGUUAGAAAAGNUGGUCAAUAUCUUAUUGAUGUUGCACUUCCAAAGUUUAUACAAGAUCUAUGUACACUUGAAGUUUCACCAAUGGAUGGCCAGACAUUAACUGAAGCACUGCAUGCUCAUGGAAUUAAUGUUCGCUNUAUUGGCAAAGUGGCUGGAGGGACUAAACAUCUACNUCAUCUGUGGGAUCUUUGCAACAAUGAGAUCGUUGUUAGAUCUGCCAAGCAUAUUAUCAAGGAUUUAUUGAGGGAGACAGAGGACCAUGAUCUUGCACCAGCUGUAUCUCAUUUCUUAAACUGCCUAUUUGGAAGCUGUCAAGCUCCCAGUGGCAAAGCUAUCACCAAUAGCGCUCAGUCCAAAACUCCUAAAAAGGAACAUGCUGGGCAACGGUCUCCAGGAAAACAUUCCAAAGGGCAAGCUCGAUGGAAAGGCAGGGCUUCAUUAAGAAAGGCUCAACCUUUGUACAUGAGUAUCAGCUCGGAAGCUCUUUGGUCAGACAUCCAAGAAUUUGCCUUGGUUAAGUACAAGACCUUUUUUUGUUUCAUGUUGACCUGUUGCAGUUAUGGAAAUAUGGCUCUGUUUUACCACGGACUUAACCAGACAGAACUUGCCCUUCGCCAUAUGUCCCGUGCUUUGCUAUUAUUAAGUUUGUCAUCAGGGCCAGAUCAUCCUGAUGUUGCAGCAACAUUUAUCAAUGUUGCAAUGAUGUAUCAGGAUAUAGGAAAGAUGAACACAGCUCUUCGUUAUCUGCAAGAAGCUUUAAAGAAGAAUGAAAGGCUUCUUGGCGAGGAGCACAUCCAAACUGCUGUUUGUUAUCAUGCUCUUGCCAUUGCAUUUAAUUGUAUGGGUGCUUUCAAGCUCUCUCAUCAGCAUGAGAGGAAAACGUAUGAUAUACUUGUCAAACAACUUGGUGAAGAUGAUUCAAGGACACGAGAUUCACAGAAUUGGAUGAACACUUUCAAGAUGCGAGAACUGCAGAUGAAUGCCCAAAAGCAAAAGGGUCAAGCUCUGAAUGCAGCUUCGGCUCAGAAGGCUAUUGAUAUCCUGAAGGCACACCCUGAUUUGAUUCAUGCAUUCCAAGCUGCUGCAGUUGCUGGGGGAUCUGGAAGUUCAAGUGUAUCUGCAAACAAAUCCCUGAAUGCUGCAAUAAUGGGUGAGGCCCUCCCCAGAGGAAGAGGAAUUGAUGAAAGGGCUGCACGUGCAGCUGCUGAAGUCAGGAAGAAAGCUGCAGCAAGGGGCCUUUUAGUGCGUCCCCAUGGUGUACCGGUCCAAGCCUUGCCACCCCUUACCCAACUUCUGAAUAUCAUAAACUCAGGUGCAACUCCAGACACAGUGAAUAAUGGGAAUGCAGAUGGAGCAAAGGAGGACACAAAUGGCAUUGAUCCAAGUGAUUCAACUGAUGUCAACAAAGGCCAAACAGUACCUGUGCAUGAGCAGGCUCCUGUUGGAUUAGGCAAGGGAUUGUCAUCCUUGGACGCCAAGAAACAGAAGGCAAAACCAAAAGCUGGAGCUUGAAAUUUUGAACUUGUAAGCUCUGGUAGUUGGCAGUGGUAGAUUUAUUUCAGAUCAAUAUUCUUUGAGAUGGUUGGGUUAACCAGGUACUUUGCUCAGCUUUUUUUUUCUGAAGAGUGCUGUAGCGAUCAGAAGUAAUUUUGUUUUUUUGGCCUUUGCUCCUUAGGUUUGGUAGAUUUAGACCUCCGGAAUGAAUGUGAUUGUGAUCAAGUACAUUGUUAAUUUUUUGUUCUGGGCGAUUGCUGAUGAUUUUUCAAUAAACUUUAUAUUCCGGGAUGCAGGGUAAGAACUAUCAUUUUGAUAAUGAUAUCAUGUAUCCAUGACAAAUUUAAUUUACUGCUGGUUUAAGGCAAAUUAAAUGCAUAAUCUACGGUGUAGAAAAUUUUGCUGCAACUUUUGUAUGACAUUAUCAUCUUUAAUAAUAUGAUGGCAAUUCUUUCUGUGAA